Messenger RNA from Coniosporium apollinis CBS 100218, 750 nucleotides. RefSeq lists its product as uncharacterized. The record is from RefSeq and is a predicted model, not a curated record. Bases 1 to 750 code for a protein of 249 amino acids. NCBI's taxonomy places the organism in Eukaryota, Fungi, Ascomycota, Dothideomycetes. The transcript is spliced from 3 exons.
AUGCGUUUUUUCCAAGCUAUCCUCGCUGCCUCCGCGUUCGUCGGUUCGGCUCUUGCGCAAACAAACCUCGCCCUCACCUCGGUGCCGUCUGAGGUUGUUGCCGGAAACACCUAUACUAUUACCUACACGGCGCCCGACCUUGACCAACCUGUCACGAUCACGCUGCGCAAGGGCGAUCCCAACAACCUCAACACCAUUGGGGAGCUCACCUCGGAUGCAACUGGUGGCAGCUACACAUGGAUCCCCAGCACCUCCCUCGCCGACGGCGAAGACUAUGCGCUCCAGAUCACGCAAGACAACCAGAUCAACUACUCCGGCCUGAUCUCCCUCUCCGGCGGUAACAGCGCCGCCGUCUCGUCCGCUUCGUCUGCCUCUGCCUCCUCGAGCUCCGUCCUCGCCGCCAUCACCAGCUCCGCAUCCGUCGCUUCCCAGGUCUCGUCCAUCGAGUCCGUCAUCGCAUCGCUCAACUCGACGCUCGCUGCCAUCACCAACGCGACCAUGACCACGCCAGUUGUAGCUCCCACUGGCAACUUGACGAGCAUGGCCAGGAACACCACCAUGGCGACUGCUACCCUCACCUCCACCCGCAGCGCGUCGUCUGGUGCCGUCACGUCGAGGGCCACUCUGAGCGCCUCCGCGACCGAGUCUAGCGGCGUCGCUGUGCCCAGUGGCAACGCAGCUGCUGGCCUCGGAUACGCCAGCCCCUUCGCGCUCAUCUUCGGCGCUGUUGCUGCCAUGGCCUAUCUAUAG